Molecule: messenger RNA, 1382 nt
Organism: Apaloderma vittatum (bar-tailed trogon)
Lineage: Eukaryota; Metazoa; Chordata; Aves; Trogoniformes; Trogonidae
Product: enhancer of mRNA-decapping protein 4-like
Exons: 11
Biological process (GO): deadenylation-independent decapping of nuclear-transcribed mRNA
Cellular component (GO): P-body
Molecular function (GO): protein binding
Source: RefSeq, a predicted model, not a curated record
GUUCGGUGAAUGAGAACCAGAGACCGUCGAAUUCCUACAACGGAGACCUCAAUGGACUGCUGGUGCCUGAUCCCAUCGUGGCCGGAGAUGGACCUUCUUUGGCUAAGCCGGUGCAUCGCAGCGUUUCUUUGGGAGCCUUGCAGGAGAAGCAAGUCAUCUGCCUGUCCGGUGACGACAGCUCCACUUGCGUAGUGAUAUCGGCAAAAAACGUGGAGAUAGUGGCCAGCAGUGAUUCCAGCAUCACCAGUAAGGCAAGAGGGAGUAACAAGGUGAAAAUACAACCGGUUGCUAGAUACGACUGGGAGCAGAAAUACUAUUAUGGCAAUCUGAUAGCUGUUUCGAACUCUUACCUGGCUUAUGCCAUUAGAGCUGCCAGCAAUGGCUCGGCGAUGGUGCGAGUGCUGAGCGUCAGCACAGCGGAGCGGACCUUGCUGAAGGGAUUCACGGGCGGCGUGGCAGACCUGGCUUUCGCUCACCUCAACUCCAACCAGCUGGCGUGCCUGGAUGAGGCUGGCAACCUUUUCGUCUGGCGCCUGGCCAUGGAUAAAGAAAAAAUCCAAGAGGAGAUCUUGGUUAACAUCAAGCGGCCUGACAACACCCCGCUGAACACCUCUCGAAGAAUCAUCUGGUGUCCUUUCAUCCCGGAUGAUAAUGAGGAGAGCGGUGAAGAGGGAAGUCAGACGUUGGCCUUGUUGCAUGAGGACAGGGCAGAGGUGUGGGAUUUGGACAUCAUCCGGACAAACAACAGCUCCUGGCCGGUGGAAGUGCCCAGCAUCAAAGAAGGCUUCAUUGUAGUGAAAGGCCACAGCACGUGCCUGAGCGAGGGAGCGCUUUCUCCAGAUGGAACCGUGUUGGCCACAGCAAGCCACGACGGUUUCGUCAAGUUCUGGCAGAUCUAUAUUGAGGGGCAAGACGAGCCAAGGUGUCUUCACGAGUGGAAGCCCCACGAUGGCAGGCCUCUUUCCUGCCUGCUCUUCUGUGACAACCAUAAAAAACAAGAUCCAGAGGUUCCCUUCUGGAGAUUUCUCAUCACGGGAGCGGAUCAGAACAGAGAGCUCAAGAUGUGGUGCACCGUGUCUUGGACCUGUCUGCAAACCAUCCGCUUUUCUCCUGACAUCUUCAGCUCCAUGAGUAUUCUUCCCAGCCUGAAAGUUUGCCUGGACCUCUCGGCUGAAUAUCUGAUACUGAGCGACGUGCAGAGGAAAGUCUUGUAUGUGAUGGAGCUGAUGCAGAACCAGGAGGAGGGCAAAGCUUACUUCAGCUCCAUCUCGGAGUUCCUCCUUACCCACCCAGUCCUAAGCUUUGGCAUCCAAGCAGUGAGCCGCUGCCGGUUAAGGCACACGGAAGUGCUCCCGGCAGAAGAGGAGAAUGACAACUUGAGU